GCAGACAGAGAGGGCUCCGGCGCCAGAGUCACACACACACUCAGCUGAAUAGCGGGACUGUUCUCUUUCCCAAGCGGAGUCUCAUAUCUGUGUCUGUGUUUCGCGGCUCUCCGCUCAUGUGGACGUUUCCUCUCUGUCUCUCCCUCUCGAACACUUGAUCCAGCAAUCCCAACCACGCACACACCACGAGACCACACCAAAAGCCCCGCUCAACUAACGGGACAGAAGCAGUAGCGAUGGUCGGCUUUAGGACACUGUUCCCGGGACUGCUGCUGCUGCUCGCUGGGCUGCCGGGGGGAGAAGCACGGGGACGGGAGAGGGUGUAUUACGUGGGAAUCAAAGAGAUCAACUGGGACUACGCUCCGACUGGCAUGAACCUCAUCAACGGGAAACAAAUAGCGGACGAUGAGAUGGAAUCUGUGUACAGGCAGUACACUGAUGCCUCAGAUCUGGAGCGCCCGGCCCGGUGGCUGGCAGGCCUGGAGAGGGCAGAGGUUGAUGAUGUCAUCAUUGUGCACUUGAAGAACUUUGCCUCCAGAAACUACUCCAUGCACCCUCAUGGAGAGAAGGACUCAGAGGGGGCGCUGUAUCCAGACGGUACAUCAGACAGACUGAAGCAGGAUGACAGUGUUGGCCCCGGGGCCAGCUAUACGUACCGCUGGGAGGUUCGUCCUGAGUUCUCCCCUACAGAGGGAGACGCAGCCUGUCUGACCUGGGUAUACCACUCACAUGUAGAGGCUCCUAGAGAUAUCACUUCUGGACUCAUAGGAGCUCUGCUCACCUGCAAGAAAGGUGUCCUGACAGAGGAGGGUCGUGUAGAUGUAGACAGAGACGUGGUUCUGAUGUUCAACGUGGUGGAUGAGUCUAUGAGCUGGUACCAGGAACACAACAUCCAGACCUUCUGUUCUGACCCCGCCUCCCUCGACCCUGAUGACCCAGACUUCCAGGAGUCCAACAUGAUGCAUGCCAUAAAUGGGUAUAUGUAUGGUAACCUGCUUGACAUGAAGCUGUGCCAGGGGCGCAGGGUGGCAUGGCACCUGUUUGGGAUGGGCAACGAGGUGGACAUACACUCCGCAUACUUCCAGGGCAACACCCUAUUGGACCGUGGUCACCGUGCCGACACACUCAGCCUGUUCCCGGCAACCUUCGUCACCGCGGCGAUGGUUCCCUUGGCGACCGGGAAAUGGCUGCUGAGCUGUCAGGUCAACGACCAUCUACAGGCCGGUAUGCAGGCUCUGUAUGAGGUGGUUUCCUGUGAUGAUGAUGUCAGCCCCUCAGUAGCCCCCCCUGCUGGCCCAGUCAGGAAGUACUACCUGGCAGCAGAGACCGUUACCUGGGACUAUGCUCCUACCGGGAUGGACACACACACCAACCUGUCCCUCACACUGCCCGGCAGUCCCUCAGUGUUCUUCGGUAGUGGUGAUGGCAGGAUAGGCGGCCGCUAUAUGAAGGUGGUGUAUCGGGGCUACACAGAUGACACCUUCACUACCAGACAACCUCUCACCCCUGAAACACAACACCUGGGAAUACUGGGCCCGGUGCUGAGGGCUGAAGUAGGGGACAUCCUACAGGUGGCGUUUCUGAACAAGGCAGACAGGAACUACAGUAUCCAGCCCGGCCUCCACUUCGACAAACAAUACCAGGGAACCAGUUACCAAGACGGUGCAGAGAAGCCAGGGUCAGCUGUGUCUCCAGGCUCCAGGUUCACCUAUACCUGGCAGGUGUUGGAUGGUCCCUCCCUCUCUGACCCUCCCUGUUUGUCCUACCUGUACUACUCUGGCUCCUCCCCUGUGGACCCAGGCCUCUCUGGACCACUACUGGUCUGUAGGCCUGGAGCACUGGGGGACCGCGGCAAGCAGAGGGACGUGGACAGGGAGUUGUUCCUGCUGUUCUCUGUAAUGGAUGAGAACCUGAGCUGGUACCUUCAGAGGAACAUAGAGACCUAUGGAUCGGACCGGUCAGACCCAGACAGCCAGGACUUUCAGGAGAGCAACAACAUGCACGCGGUGAAUGGCUUCAUGUACGGAAACCUUCCAGGCCUGGAUAUGUGUUCCGGGGACAGGGUUUUUUGGUACACCUUUGGGCUGGGUACGGAGGUGGACAUCCAUGGGGUGUACUGGGAGGGGAACACCUUCCAGAGACACGGUACUACCAGAGAUACACUCAGCCUGUUCCCUCACACCACCGCUGCAGUCAGCAUGCUGCCACACACACCUGGUGUAUUUGAGGUGAGCUGCAGAGUGACUGACCACUCUAAUGUUAACCACUGUCGUGUAUUUGAGGUGUAUUUGAGGGUAUUUGAGUACACACACUCGCGUGCCUCGUCCGUGGUUCGCUACUACGUCAGCGCAGAGGAGGUGGAGUGGGACUACUCACCUGACCGGGCCUGGGAACUAGAGAAACAUCACGCUACAGAGGAGGACAGUCCAGGCAGUAUAUUCGUGGGCAGGGGAGAGAAUCGUAUUGGUCCACGCUAUAAGAAGGCGGUGUAUAGACAGUACACUGAUGACACCUUCAGGACACAGACGGAACUGCAACCUGAACAACUGCACCUCGGCAUUCUGGGUCCUAUCAUCAGGGUGGAGGUGGGAGAGGAGGUUCUGAUCACCUUUAAGAACAGAGCCAGCCGUCCGUACUCUAUACACGCUCACGGAGUGGUCACUACCGACACACACACACCUGUCCAACCAGGUUAUAUGACAGAGUUCAGAUGGGAGGUCCCAGAGAGCUCUGGUCCAGGAGUGUCUGAUCCUAACUGUAUCUCCUACGCGUACUACUCUACUGUUGACUUCGUGAAGGACGUGUUCAGCGGUCUCUUGGGUCCCCUGGUGGUCUGCCGACAGGGAGUACUGCAGCGUGGAGCUGAGGAGGGGACGAGGAAGAGGAGGGACGUGGAGAGGGAGUUUGCUCUGCUCUUCAUGGUGUUUGAUGAGAAUGAGUCCUGGUACCUGGAAGACAACAUCAGAACUUACCUCCACACCGACCCCAGUAACUUCACCGUGGACGACAACUUUAUAGAGAGCAACAAGAUGCACGGUAUAAAUGGUAAGCUGUAUGGAAACCUUCAUGGUCUGACCAUGUCUAAUGGCCAGACAGUGGACUGGUAUCUACUGGGGAUGGGCAACGAGGUCGACAUUCACACCGUCCACUUCCACGCUGAGACCUUCACUUAUAAAGUGGACAGUGUGCACCGCGCGGAUGUGUUUGACCUGUUCCCGGGGACGUUUCAGACGGUCCAGAUGACUGCAGGGAACCCUGGGACAUGGCUGUUGCACUGCCACGUUGCCGACCACAUCCACGCUGGAAUGGAGACUACUUUCACCAUCACGGAGAAAACAUCACAUGCACCUGGUAUCGGAGGUUCCAUCUCUACUCUGCUACUGCCACUAUUACUGGCCGUUCUCCACUAGAAUCCUAGAAUGGACAUGAACCUUCUUAUGAUGGCAUAAAAGGUCAGCCAUGUUGGACAGGGUGGUUUGCAACCGUGGUUUGCCAGUGCUGUUAUAAUUUGUAAAGCAAUGAAUUUGAAGAAUUUGCAUUGUAUACAGUGCAUUCGGAAAGUAUUCAGACCCCUUGACUUUUUCCACCAAAACAUUUUUACGUUACAGACUUGUUCUUAAGUUGUUUAAAAAAAAAUGUUUUUCCCCUCAUCAAUCUACACACAAUGCCUCAUAAUGACAAAGCGAAAUCUGUUUUUUAGGAAUGUUUGCAAAUGUAUAUAAAAAAAAUACAGACCCUUUACUCAGUACUUAUUUGAAGCACUUUUGGCAGCGAUUACAGCCUUGAGUCGUCUUGGGAAUGCCUCUAUCAGCUGGGCACAUUUGUAUUUGAGGAGUUUCUCCCAUUCUUCUCUGCAGAUCCUCUCAAGCUCUGUCAGGUUGGAUGGGGAGCGUCGCUGCACAGCUAUUUUCAGAUGUUCAAUCGGGUUCAAGUCUGGGCUCUGGCUGGGCCACUCAAGGACAUUCAGAGGCUUGUCCCGAGCCACUCCUGCUUCUUGGCUGUGUGCUUAGGGUCGUUGUCCUGUUGGAAGGUGAACCUUCGACCCAGUCUGAAAUCCUGAGCGCUCUAGCAGAUUUUCAUCAAGGAUCUCUCUGUACUUUUCUUCGUUAAUCAUUCCCUCGAUCCUGACUCGUCUCCCAGUCCAUGUUGCUGAAAAACAUCCCCUCAGCAUGAUGCUGCCUCCACCAUGCUUCGCCGUAGGGAUGGUGGAUCCUGCCUCCACCAUGCUUCGCCGUAGGGAUGGUGCCAGGUUUCCUCCAGACAUGACGCUUGCUAUUCAGGUCAAAGAGUUCAACCAUGGUUGCAUCUGACCAGAGAAUCUUGUUUCUUUAGUCCUUCAACUGCCUUUUGGCAAACUCCAACUCUGUCUGGCCACUCUAUCAUAAAGGCCUGAUUGGUGGAGUGCUGCAGAGAUGUUUGUCCUUCUGGAAGGUUCUCCCAUCUCCACAGAGGAACUCUGGGGCUCUGUCAGAGUGACCAUCGGUUUUUCGUCACCUCCAUGACCAAGGCUCUUGUCCCCCGAUUGCUCAGUUUGACCUGGCCGCCAGCUCUAGGAAGAGUCUUGGUGGUUCCAAACUUUUUCCAUUUAAGAAUGAUGGGGGCCACUGUGUUCUUGGGGACCUUCAAUGUUUUGGUACCCUUCCCUAGAUUUGUGCCUCAACACAAUCCUGUCUUGUUGCUCUAAAUUCCUUCGACCUCAUGGCUUGGUUUUUGCUCUGACGGGGAAGGACUGCCCGUUCCAUGAUCUCGCCAUCACGGUUGACAACUCCAUUGUGUCCUCCUCCCAGAGCGCUAAGAACCUUGGCGUGAUCCUGGACAACACCCUGUCGUUCUCAACUAACAUCAUGGCGGUGGCCCGUUCCUGUAGGUUCAUGCUCUACAACAUCCGCAGAGUACGACCCUGCCUCACACAAGAAGCGGCGCAGGUCCUAAUCCAGGCACUUGUCAUCUCCCGUCUGGAUUACUGCAACUCGCUGUUGGCUGGGCUCCCUGCCUGUGCCAUUAAACCCCUACAACUCAUCCAGAACGCCGCAGCCCGUCUGGUGUUCAACCUUCCCAAGUUCUCUCACGUCACCCCGCUCCUCCGCUCUCUCCACUGGCUUCCAGUUGAAGCUCGCAUCCGCUACAAGACCAUGGUGCUUGCCUACGGAGCUGUGAGGGGAACGGC
Molecule: messenger RNA, 5167 nt
Organism: Oncorhynchus masou masou (cherry salmon)
Lineage: Eukaryota; Metazoa; Chordata; Actinopteri; Salmoniformes; Salmonidae
Gene: hephl1b
Product: hephaestin-like 1b
Cellular component (GO): plasma membrane
Molecular function (GO): signaling receptor activity; oxidoreductase activity; copper ion binding
Source: RefSeq, a predicted model, not a curated record